GCGCGCCGCUUUAGCUGGCCUCAAUCUCCCCGCCACACACCCCACCCCCUUGCUCCAGCUCACGCGCGCACCACAGUUCGUCUGACGCUCACGAUCUUGUCUCCUUCCCUCACACUUCCAUCUCCCUUCCCCUUCCUUUUCUUCACCUCUCUCUCUCUCUCUCUCUCUCUCUCUCUCUCUCUCUCUCUCUCUCUCUCUCUCUCUCUCUCUCUCUCUCUCUCUCUCUCUCUCUCUCUCUCUCUCUCUCUCUCUUCCUCUCCCUCCAGUCACACUCACACUCUCCUUCAAUCAGAGCACCUCCCCUACCAUUCGCCUGGGUCCCUUUUGCUUGGCUGAAAAGAGACAUCUUUCCAUAACCUUCCCCCGUCAUUCAACAGCCCCUCCCCCGCGUGGGUUCCAAGCUGGGCACAGCUGCUGCAAGAGGCGCUGCCGCGCACCUAGUACACAUAUACGGAGUCGUUGAAUGUGACACACUCACCCACCCACACAGACACUCCGGGACUCCCCAGGGUGUUCUUUCCCUCUUUCGCACACUCACGCGCUCAGACUCAGACACAAGCACGCAAGCACUGAGCGGAUUGCUUCUCGCCUGCAGUUGGCACUCUCAUUUCACUGUACCAGCCUCGCAGCGCGGAUGGCAUCUACGGGCUCUGGCUUCUGGUCCUUCGGGUCCGAAGAUGGCUCUGGGGACCCAGAGAAUCCUUCUACAGCGAGAGCCUGGUGCCAGGUUGCCCAGAAGUUCACCGGAGGCAUUGGAAACAAACUCUGUGCCUUGCUGUAUGGAGACGCGGAAAAGCCCAUGGAAACGGGCGGCGAGAAAGAGACUCAAGGAUCAACCGAAAAAAAGGCUGUCUGUACUUGCAAUCAGAAGCCCUGUAGCUGCCCCAAAGUGGAUCUCAAUUACGCGUGUUUACACUCAACAGAUCUGUUGCCAGCAUGUAACGGAGAAGCGGCCACUUUGUCUUUUCUCCAAGAUGUAAUGGACAUUUUGCUUCAGUAUGUGGUGAAGAGUUUUGAUAGAUCUACCAAGGUGAUCGAUUUUCAUUACCCAAACGAGCUUCUUCAAGAAUAUAAUUGGGAACUGGCAGAUCAGCCCCAGACCUUGGAGGAAAUUUUGUCCAACUGCAGAACAACUCUAAAAUAUGCAAUCAAAACAGGUCAUCCUAGAUAUUUCAAUCAGCUUUCCACCGGAUUGGAUAUGGUUGGAUUAGCAGCAGACUGGCUAACAUCAACAGCAAAUACUAAUAUGUUCACCUAUGAAAUUGCUCCAGUGUUUGUACUUUUGGAAUAUGUUACAUUAAGGAAAAUGCGAGAAAUUAUUGGCUGGCCAGGGGGCAGUGGCGACGGGAUCUUUUCACCUGGUGGUGCCAUAUCUAACAUGUAUGCUAUGUUGAUUGCACGUUUCAAGACGUUUCCAGAAGUCAAAGAGAAAGGAAUGGCAGCUAUUCCCAGACUGGUUGCCUUCACAUCUGAGCAUAGUCACUUUUCAGUAAAGAAGGGAGCUGCAGCCUUGGGAAUUGGAACAGACAGUGUGAUUCUGAUCAAAUGUGAUGAAAGAGGGAAAAUGAUUCCAUCUGAUCUGGAGAGAAGAAUUGUUGAAGUCAAACAGAAAGGAUUUGUUCCUUUCCUUGUGAGUGCCACUGCAGGAACCACAGUGUAUGGCGCCUUUGAUCCCCUUCCAGCUAUUGCUGACAUCUGCAAAAAAUAUAAGAUCUGGAUGCAUGUGGAUGCUGCUUGGGGUGGCGGACUGCUGAUGUCCCGGAAACAUAAAUGGAAGUUAAAUGGUGUGGAAAGGGCCAACUCUGUGACAUGGAAUCCUCACAAGAUGAUGGGUGUUCCAUUGCAGUGCUCAGCUCUGCUGGUUAGAGAAGAGGGCUUGAUGCAAAGCUGCAACCAGAUGCAUGCUUCUUACCUCUUUCAACAAGAUAAACACUACGACUUGUCUUAUGAUACUGGAGACAAGGCUUUACAGUGCGGGCGCCAUGUUGAUGUUUUCAAAUUAUGGCUAAUGUGGAGAGCAAAGGGAACCAUUGGAUUUGAAGCCCAGGUUGAUAAGUGUUUGGAGCUGGCAGAGUAUUUAUACAAUCUUAUAAAAAACAGAGAAGGAUACAAAAUGGUGUUUGAUGGAAAGCCUCAGCACACAAAUGUCUGCUUCUGGUAUAUCCCCCCAAGUUUACGGCACAUGGAAGACAAUGAAGAAAGAAUGAGCCGCCUUCUAAAGGUUGCUCCCGUGAUUAAAGCCAGAAUGAUGGAGUAUGGAACCACAAUGGUCAGCUACCAACCCUUGGGAGAUAAAGUCAAUUUCUUUCGCAUGGUCAUCUCAAAUCCAGCAGCAACUCAUCAAGACAUUGAUUUCCUGAUUGAGGAAAUAGAACGCCUUGGACAGGAUUUAUAAUCAUGCAGCCACCCAAGCUAUCCCAGCUCUUUAGCUAAACAAUUAAGUUGUCACAAACUGUGUGAAUGUAUUUGUAGUUUGUUCCAAAGUGAAUCUAUUUCUAUAGUGUGGUGUCAAUGUAGAGUACAGUUUAAAAAACCAGGAAACAUUGCUCCUUUUAAAAGCCCUUCCUUAAGUUUGAGGAUGAAUACCUCUUUCAUAAUUAACAGUACAAAUAAUAAGGAAAAGCUGAAAAUUAUUAAAAAUGUUCCCCCAAUUCCAGCAAAGUGAGCAAAGUUAGUAUGUAUUUUCAUUUCAGAGUAGUAGGGUUGAAUGGUGCCAAAUUUGCCCCCAAGAUUCACAAAAUGUUCUUUGGGGUGUAGUAGGGGAUAAAGGAUAAAGCAAAUAUAAAACUAUGUUGAAAAUAAAAACUCUUGCCUUUUUCAUAGUAUUAGAAAAGAAUUUCUAAUUUACCUAUAGCAACAUUUCAAAUGUAUUUAAAUACAUAUAAUUUUACAAAAGGAAAUAUAUAUAUAUAUAAAAAGAAGAUCCUAUUUUGUAAAGUAUAGAUUUUUAUUUUAUAUGGGUUAUAAAAACUUCUGGGGCAGAAAUGAAAAACUAAACAGAUUUUUUUCUUCCAAUGGAGGCACAUGAGAUACUUAGUAAUGCUUAUUUUGAAACAUAGACCCACAUAAAUUCUUAAAAUGUGGAACAACUUAUUUCUACAUGUCUCACAGCUUGUCACAUCUAUAAGAUUUAGUAUUUCAAAACCUCCCAAGAGCACUGAAGCUCUUAAAAAUGCUAGAUCAGAUCAAUUAUAGGACAACAAUAGGGCUCUCUUCUCAAUUAAGUUUUCCACAUGGUCUUCCCUCAGCUGAUCCACAUAGUAUACAGUAUUUAACAAGCCUCAGUCUAAGAUUAUAUUAGGAUGAUUUUCUUUCUUCUGCCUUCUAAUUCUUUUCUCCCCUCUGAACUGUUGAUGCUUAUUCUCAAAGCAUCUUUCCAAACAGCAUUGAUUAAUUAGGUCAUUCAGAUUAAUUAGGGAAAAAGAAACUAAAAUCUACUAGAGAUUGAACAGAAGUAAUUGAGGCAUGGUCUUGAGAUGUGAUAAGUCAAGAGAAUUAAACUCCCACUUGGUUGAAAAGAUAUCUAUGUGGGGAAAAAAAAUUAAAAGAACUUUCUAGAUGCUAUAUUACCUCCAGAAGGGGACCAGGAAGAAGUAAUUUACUUCAUAGAUACUUAGUUAUUAUCCCACAGAGUCUUUAAUGAUAAGUUCACUAAUUUUGGGAAUGGAUGAUGGUUCUUUUCCCCCACACAAGUUUAAACUUUCCUAAAUUCCCAUAGUGAGACAUCAUCUUGAGUAGGUCUUUGAUGCAUUUACUGUCUCCCCAAGAAUACAGAACAAUGACCAAAAUACUUGGAGCAGCAGGUUACCCAAAUUAGAAUAGAUACUGCCUCUUCUAGGUCUCUCCCCGCAGACUCUUAUAUUGGAGUUAUUAAGGCAAGUAGAUCUAUGUCCUUGUUCUUGUGAAACAACAUAUGAAGAAAUGGGCACAGCGAUAGUUCCUUGAGUUUAUAUGUGUUACUUAUGACCUGGUUACUUAUUUAUAUACCAUCAAGGAGGCUCUCCUGCUCUCCACACCUAUUAAGAUGCUAUUGAAGGUCAUAGACUUUCUAUGGGCAGUAAAACUACAAGUGUGGAAAGGAAGGAAGAAUACUUAUGAAUAUGUACCCUAAUACUACUCUUGGAUCAAAAUAAACCAGAAAAAGAGGGAAGUCUCUGCCUGAUAAUAGCAGCUAUAUGCCUUUCUAUUUUGAUGAAAUAGCUAACUCCUGCAUCCUUUCUCCGGUUUCAUGCAAAAACUUGCUUCAAUUAUGCAUUUUAAAAUGUACAUUUAUGCAUACAUGGCUUUUGGAUCUAGCUCUCCUUUUCUGCUAUCAAUGUAUUUACUGCAGGCAUUAGAAGAUAAUUCUUUAUGUAUUCCUUUGCAUUUAUUUUCCAGUGGAAAAGAACGUUAUUCAGGUAUUUGUUCCACAGCCUAGCUUCCUAUUCCUUCCUAUGAAUUGACUUUCAGGAUUCACACAUGGUUAUGUGUUAUAAAUUUUUGUGAAGUGGACCAGCAAUUAGUCAUGAUUUUAAUUAGACCAGAACUCUAAGAAGUCCAUCCUUCUUGAAGAAGACUGUGAAGCCCAACAUCCUAAUUUCCUCCCUUUGUAGCCUAAGAUGCCUCUCCCUUCUGCUGACAUCUAUCAACUCAAAGAGGAUGCCUCUUUUUUUCUGUAACAAUAAGCUAAUAGAAUCCAACAGUUAAAAUCUUUUCACCUGAACAUGAAAUUAUAGCCUUGUUUUUACCAAAAGGGAUCCUGAACAUCCAGCCCCAAGGAGAAUAUUUCUCCAUAUUUGAGAGUAUUUUUGCUUACCACUAUGCAGCUAAGUCCCCAUCUACCUAUGACCCAAUGAAUUAGGGCAAAAUCAAAUGCCCAAGUAGAUCCAGAGACCUUCAAUUAAAAUAUUUUAAAGUGUGUCUAUGUUCCCCUGAGAAAGGGAAAGCAAGAGUCUCUGAGAGUUAGCCCAGAUUCCCUUGGCCAAGUCCUACCUACGUGAGACUGUUCUUUAUAACCCUUAAAAAGCUUUGGUUUUAGCUUUAACUAGAAUCAACAUGGCCAUUUUUGUUUCUGAAGCAAUAUUGUGUUUGUUUGUUUCUUUUUUCUUUAAAAUACUUGAAAAAAAGUGUGGUGCGUUUUUAUUUUAUCUGAAAUGUAGAAACGGUACUGACUUUGUGUAAUGUCACAAGGAUGUGAAGAAAGCAAGAAAAGGAAAGAAAUUGUGUCUGUAAUUGUGUUGCCUUUUAUUCUAUUGAUAGUCCUGUCUCGUCGCCUCAGAUUGGGGCUGUGCACUUUAGAUUUAAACUGUACAGUGUUGCAAAUCAACAUGUGUUGCUGUAUAAGCUUGUACAAUAUAUUAUGAUAUGUCACUUUCUGUGUGGUAGCUGUAUUGAAUCUUGAUAUUGUAAGAACUACAUCCACAUCUGUCCUUGUAUUAUCUCUUUGCUCAGUUGUCCACUCUUCAUAUUAAAUAACGCAGAGUAUGUCCUUGCUGCUAACCUCCUUUCUGGGAUCCACUAUGACAAGAGUGGGGUAUUUUAACAAAAAAUCAAGGUAAGAGUCCCACUUUUUCUAGGAGGAUAGAAUAUAAAUAUAUGUAUAAUUACAACAAUGUCUCAACUUGCUGAAGACAUUGUUAUUCAGUCCUUUGGGCAAAUAGAAUAUCUUCUGUUCCUUAGACUAAGAGCAAAAGGGCAUGGGUGAAGACAUAGUACAUGGAGAAGGAAGAGGGGGAUAAAUAACUUGGUUUCAUCUUGCACGUGCACAUCUGUUUUUCAAUGCUAUGUACAAACACUGUAUAUUUAUGAAGUUAUGUGUGCCACAAAACAGGACACAUCAGGUCUUUCAGGAGGUCAUGGGUAUUUUCCCUCACUACUUCAUUUCCUGCAGCCAGAAAAAAGACUUACAUGUCAACCUGUUCUUCUGACCAAAUAGAAACUUGUGUUUGAUCAAAGUAUUUUAUCUGUGUUGUCUCUUGAAACCCAAAUAAAAGCAAAAAAUGUGGUUACACACCAA
This is a messenger RNA of Monodelphis domestica (gray short-tailed opossum), 5995 nucleotides long. It is a transcript of the gene GAD2, whose product is annotated as glutamate decarboxylase 2. Lineage: Eukaryota; Metazoa; Chordata; Mammalia; Didelphimorphia; Didelphidae. Gene Ontology annotation, cellular component: cytoplasm. Gene Ontology annotation, biological process: GABA biosynthetic process; GABA shunt. Gene Ontology annotation, molecular function: glutamate decarboxylase activity; pyridoxal phosphate binding. The record is from RefSeq and is a predicted model, not a curated record.